Molecule: messenger RNA, 1021 nt
Organism: Tuber aestivum (summer truffle)
Lineage: Eukaryota; Fungi; Ascomycota; Pezizomycetes; Pezizales; Tuberaceae
Source: the annotation of a GenBank genome assembly
GUGUCGCUCACCACAUGGGAUUCCAAUUCGCUCUCACAGUACCAACCCCGUGGCGAGAUCGCAGGGUGAGAUGCGGCCCGCUGCAGCACCGCAGACAUCUCAAACUCUCAAAUCCACUCACUCACUCCAAACGGUGUCUGAGCUGCGAGCGUCCAGAGUGGAAAGGUCCUAGGAAACAUUUGCCAGAUCAGGUUGCUCAAAAGCGCAGGUGGGGUGGGGCACAGGAAUACACUGGCAGCAGUGUUCGCAAGCGGCCAGUCCGGCCAGACUUGAGGCCCAGGGCGGCCGGCCUGGGCUUCUUUGGUGACCGGCCGGGCCGGACUGUAGGCCAUAGUCCGGCUUUACUGGCCUAUCUGACCGGGCCUGCCCGGACUGUAGAUAUCUGCGGGCUUUCAGAUAUCUGUGGGCAUCUUCAGGUAUCUGCAGGCAUCUUCAGAUAUCUGCGGGCAUCUUCAGAUAUCUGCAGGCAUCUUCAGGUAUCUGCGGGCAUCUUCAGAUAUCUGCAGGCAUCUUCAGGUAUCUGCGGGCAUCUUCAGAUAUCUGCGGGCAUCUUCAGAUAUCAGUGGUGCACAGACGCAAUAUUUAGUGGUCAGGUAGCAUAUGCCAAAAGCCUACAGGUGCCCCCAGGCAUCCAUGUGGCCUAUAGGCUUUACCAAAGCCUGGCCUACAAAGCCCAAGUCAGUUUCACUUUGACCUGGCCGGGCCGGACUGUGCAUCUGCAGGCUAUCUGCAGGCCGGCCUGACCGCCUGCGAACGCUGACUGGCAGUAGGGGUAUUCAAACGUAAAUCAGCAAUUUUCCGUCGAAAUUUUGCAUGGAAUUUUGCAUUAGGGUACUUCAGACUGGUCAAUGGUGUGGACAGAUUUCUCAUAACAUGUUUGAAAUAACCCAUGCAUGAUUUACACUGACAUCAGUAUAGAAUCAGGUAUGAAAAGUAGAGUAAAUAGGAAGGUGAUUGUGUCAUAAGAGAUUAAGAAUGAGGGGAUACUCACAAAUCAACUACAAUAAGUUCAAAAAUAUAU